Trichomycterus rosablanca is the source of this 4412-nucleotide messenger RNA. RefSeq names its product coronin, actin binding protein, 2Ba (gene coro2ba). Gene Ontology annotation, molecular function: actin filament binding. The transcript has 12 exons. The record is from RefSeq and is a predicted model, not a curated record. NCBI's taxonomy places the organism in Eukaryota, Metazoa, Chordata, Actinopteri, Siluriformes, Trichomycteridae. Bases 88 to 1569 code for a protein of 493 amino acids.
UCGCUCUGUUUCUGAACUGCGCACCCACACUCGCUGCUCUGUGUGCGUUUCGGGAAGUGAAGCCGGCCGCUCUCGCCCUACUUCUGCAUGACUGUCACAAAGAUGUCAUGGCGCCCGACCUACCGAAGCUCCAAGUUUCGAAACGUCUACGGCAAAGUGGCCAACCGGGAGCACUGUUUCGAAGGCAUCCCCAUCACAAAGAACGUCCAUGACAACCACUUCUGCGCCGUCAACAGCAAGUUCUUGGCCGUAGUGACGGAGAGUGCCGGAGGAGGGGCCUUCGUCGUUAUCCCGGUCACUCAGUCUGGUCGAACUGACCCUCACCACCCAAAGGUCUGCGGCCACCAAGGCAAUGUGCUGGAUAUCAAGUGGAACCCCUUUUAUGAAAACAUCAUUGCAUCCUGCUCAGAAGACUCAUCUGUACGAAUCUGGGAGAUUCCAGAUGGUGGCUUGAGGAGGAAUAUGACUGAAGCUAUAUUGGAGCUGCACGGCCACAGUAGGCGAGUAGGUCUUGUAGAAUGGCACCCGACCAGCAGCGGCAUCUUGUUCAGCGCAGGAUAUGAUUACAAGAUCCUGAUCUGGAACCUGGAGAUUGGUGAGCCGGUGAAGAUGAUUGACUGUCACACGGAUGUGAUCCUUUGCAUGUCCUUCAAUACUGAUGGAAGUCUGCUGGCCACCAGCUGCAAGGACAAGAAGCUGCGCGUCAUCGAACCUCGCUCCGGUCAGGUUUUACAGGAGGCGAGCUGCAAGAACCACAAGGUGAACCGUGUGGUGUUCCUGGGCAACCUUAAGCGCCUCCUAACAACAGGGGUGUCCCGCUGGAACACGCGCCAGAUUGCACUUUGGGAUCAGGAGGAUCUGUCCAUGCCAAUAAAAGAGGAGGAGAUAGACGGCCUUUCUGGGCUGCUUUUCCCUUUUUAUGAUGCAGACACACAUAUGCUCUACCUAGCGGGCAAGGGUGAUGGGAACAUCCGCUACUAUGAGGUGACCACAGAGAAGCCGUACCUGCAGUACCUCAUGGAGUUCAGGUCUCCUGCCCCUCAGAAAGGACUUGGUACCAUGCCCAAACAUGGCUUGGAUGUGGCAUCCUGUGAAGUUUUCAGGUUCUAUAAGCUGGUGACGCUAAAGGGACUGAUCGAGCCCAUCUCUAUGAUCGUACCUAGGAGAUCAGAGACGUAUCAGGAGGACAUCUACCCCAUGACUCCAGGAACAGAACCCGCUCUUUCUGCAGAUGAGUGGCUUAGUGGUAUGAAUCGAGGGCCGGUGUUAAUGUCUCUGAAGGAGGGUUACAGCAGACCCAGUAAGCUGGUGUUCAAGGCCCCGGUGAAGGAGAAGAAGAGUGUGGUGGUGAAUGGAAUCGACCUGCUGGAAAAUGUGCCUCCUCGUACUGAGAACGAGCUUUUGCGGAUGUUCUUUAGGCAGCAGGACGAGUUGCGGCGGCUGAAAGACGAGCUCGGGCAAAAGGACGUUAAAAUACGCCAGCUGGAACUAGAGCUCAACAACCUCAGAAACAGUCCGAACACCAACAACCUCAACAACAGUAACAACAACAGCAACCUCGGCAUGUGAGCAGAGUCCAGGCUACUGGUCCUUCCUGUAAGAUUACCCCGUACUGCUGAACCUCUCCUCGUCUCCUGUACCUCGUUCUGACCGAGCAGUUUCUCACCCCGAUUUCAGCUAUGGAUGCCUUUACUGCUGUGUCAGACUUUAUAAGGGUGUAGGUCACCCCCUUCCUUUGCUAAAACCUUUCACGCCUGUGGCCUGUGAUUACUGCUGAUUGUUCGGCAGCAUCAGUAUCCUAAGGCUCAUACAUACACACAGACACAUGAUUUCACAGCAGAACGUAGUUUAAAGAGACUGUGUGUUAUACAUCUACAGGGUUUCUCUUCUUUUCUCUCGUUCUUUAUUAAUGGUAUUAAUUGUAUUUACUCACUUUAACACGUACCUUCUCUUUGUGAAUGUGUCAGCUGCCAGACUUGCAGUAUUGGAUGAAAAUUGCUUGAUAGGUCAUUUGGUACAAGCCAUUAACUGGAUUCAAUUAUUUGUGUUUUUGUUUUUUAAAAUGUAUAAUUGUAUAAUUAAUUAUUUAUUUUGUUAUACGUUUUUCAGCAGUUGUUUUGAAUAAUUAUGCUAAUCUCAAUUUCAGCCAUGGAUGUAGACACAACUUAGCCGGUCAACCAAGUAUGUCCAGAAUUUUAGAUUCGCUUGUCUCAUUUUUUGUUUUAUAAUAUUUUAAAGAUGCAAUAAGUAGAAUUUAUGUGUUUUUAUGUGAUUUAAGUGUGUGAGAUACCUAAAGACAUUUUAAUCUAUACAAUGCCAGUGAUAGCUCAGAGGUUAAGGUACUGGACUAGUAAACAGAAGGUUGCUGGUUCAAGCCCCGCCACCGCCAAGUUGCCACUGGUGGGUCCCUUAACCCUCAAUUGCUCAUUGUGUAAGUCGCUUUGGAUAAAAGCGUCUGCUAAAUGCUGAAAAUGUAAAUGUAAAUACAAUGCUUGUCAGCGUGGCACAGUGGGUAGUGUAGGUGCCGGUCAGUACAGGGUCACUUUCUGGAGGAGGAUGUUCUCUACCCCAGUUUUCACUCCCCUAUAAAACCUGAAAAAGGUGGAUUGCUCCUAGAACAAAUGUGAGAGUGUGUUGACCUGCAUUCUGUUCGCUUCAUAUUCCUCUUCUGCACCCAGGGUUUUCGGGUGGUGUCAGACCCACCACCUUGUGUGAACGAGUAAGAUAAGUAGGAAAAUUGGCAGCAAACACUGGUGUGAGUAGAUGGGUGUUGCCCUGCAUUAACUAAAGCACACUCAUAAGUGUAUUUCUGCCUUGCUGGAGUUUUAGAUUGGAGCCGGCCCCUCCACAGCCCUGACCAUGGUAAAUCUGGUGGUAAAAAUUGUGCCACAUGUUCUCUCCAUCUCUCCGUGGGUUUUGGGGGGCAACUUGAAGUUAAUUCACACACUGGCAAGUUGUAGCAAGGUGGGUGUGUUACCCUCCUAUUGAUUGGCACCCUGUAAUGGUUGUAUUCCCUCUCUCAUGUAUUUGUGGCUUUCUUUGUAUAAUUAAAGCUAAUUUAAAGCUCGCCUACUGCCAUGGUUUUCGAAAGUGAAUGAACCAAGCACUUGAAAAGAUACCAAACACCUUACAGUGACUGUUUGAAUCCAGAUCUCCAUGACCCCGGAGCUGUGUGGCACCCACACUAUGUUCUGCGCCACUGCCAGCUAUGUGUGCAUUCUAAGUACACAGAUUUUCCAUUACUUUGGCACCCCUAAAGUGGUCUUGUCCUCCAGUUACCAAACAUUUGGCAUCCCAAAUGCAAUCUUGUUGUGUGUUUAGUGUGAUUUGAAUAAUAAUAGAAACAUAUCGUUUUACUUAUUGUAUCUUUAACUUGACUGAGAUUCUCAUCUGUUCAUGCUUGUAUACACUGUGCCAAGUUCAUGUAGGACUCAUUAAUAGUGCAGAAAAUUCUGUAACCAGUAACAGUAAUUAGAAUAGUUACAUCAUAUAGAUUACAUCUAACAGCAGUGACCACUGUCAUUAAAAUAAGCUGCAAAUUAAAGGAAUAUUUCAGCCUUUUUCAACUUAAUUAAAGUUCUUAUAGUAAAGUAGCACUUGAUGACCAGUUUGCAAAGCCACUGGGUAGUUCUUUUAAAUGCUAUGUUACACAGGGCAGUGUUAGCUCAGUGGUUAAGAUACUGAACUAGUCUUCAAAAGGUUGGUGGUUCAAGCCCCACCACCACCAAGUUGCCACUGGUAAGUAAGUCAGCUAAAAGCUGCAAAUAUAAUGUAUAUACAUGCUAUUGAACAUUGUGUUAUGAGGGUAUUUUUUAUACACAUGUGUAAAUGUAUUUUACAGUCAAAUUUCAAUCAACUUCCAACAAUCUACAGUAGCGGUUCUUUAUUUGGGGUCAGUACCUCAUGUGGGUUUGUCAGAAAUACAAAUGAAGUUGCAGGAGACCUUAAAAAUAAGAGUUAUUAGUUUUAUUAAUAGCUUUUGGUUAAACGAUAUUAGCUAUGAGAAAUAAUAUUAGUGAAGUGCAUGUGCUGGAAUGCCAUACAAUGACACUUAGCGGAGACUUUUAUCCAAUAUGAUUCAGACGUGACCUUUUGACAGCAUUACCUAGCUGUGGAACAUGAACUUCUUUACUGUAAUGCCCUGCAAAAAUAAGCUGAUUGAUUGAGAAGUGGGGUUUUAGUGACAUCACAAACAUUUAAAGCCUAAAAAUAGGGUUACUGACUAAAAAAGGCUGAGAACAGCUUUUUAGGAAGAUGCUGCACUACAUAAGUUACAACAUAAUGGCUUGUAGACCCUAAAUAUUUCAAUGUGAAUGUAGAAAAACUUAUUUUAACAUAGCAAAUGGGCAAUUAGAUAACAUUAAAUGUCCAUCACAGUAUAUUUAUAAUAAACAGCAGUUAAAGUUUUUUAA